Molecule: messenger RNA, 2167 nt
Organism: Sardina pilchardus (European sardine)
Lineage: Eukaryota; Metazoa; Chordata; Actinopteri; Clupeiformes; Clupeidae
Gene: syt14a
Product: synaptotagmin XIVa
Exons: 8
Coding region: 173-1714 (513 amino acids)
Molecular function (GO): phospholipid binding
Source: RefSeq, a predicted model, not a curated record
GCUGGCCCUGCUCUCUGAAUGAAGGGGAUUCAGCCAGUCAGGCGGCUGCUGUUGUUCACUAGCGGACUCAGGUGGCGAACGUAAUUGUGGAGUACAUGAACUCAUCUGCAUCCGAAAAGUGUCUCCUGAGGCUCUGGGGUUCCUGACGGCCAUUGGGGUGUUCAUCGUUCUCAUGAUCCUGCUCUUUUUAUACCUCAACAACAAGCUGUCCUUGGAGAACGCUGGGCCUCUGCCGUGCCUUGAUGACUACAGGAAAAGCAAGGAACUGCAAGAUAAGAGCUUUGCAGAUGGGGACUUCCAUGGCUCAUCGUCAGAGAGCGAGGACGAGGUGAUCGGGAAGUACCAGGAGGCUGUGAGCCGCUCCCAGGGGCUGCGUGGGGGUGCAGCUGAUGCCGGCCACCCGAAGGGCUACGGCUGGGAGACGCGUCAGAAGUACAGCCCCCUGGCCGCCGAGUACGAUGGCUACAGCAGCGAGGCCUCGGCCGACGACGCCAACUGCAUCCAGCGCAUGAGACGCACGCCGCCGCUGGACGAGCUCCAGCCGCCGCCCUACCAGGACGAGGACGGCUCGCCGCGCAUGUCCUGCACGCCCUCCGACCUGGGCGACACCAAGUGCGGGCUGUCCCACGGCAGCGACAGCCCGCGCCACUCGUACGGCAAGUGCCCGAGCGAGGGCAGCGGCGGCCAGGAGACGGAGAGCUACCUCAACAAGGGCUACGAGGAGGACGUGCCCAGUGACAGCACGGCGGUGCUCAGCCCCGAGGACAUGUCAGCGCGUGGGUCGGCUGCCCAGCUCCCAAAAGGCUACGAGCCGGACCCGGUGGCCCAGUACGGCACCCUGGAUGUGAUGUUCAACUAUGACUCAGGGGACCAGCGGCUCGCGGUGACGGUCAUGUCCGUCACCGACAUCCCGCCCCUCAAGCGCACGGGCAACAUCUCCUGGCAGGUGCACCUGGUGCUGCUGCCCACCAAGAAGCAGCGGGCCAAGACGGGCAUCCAGAAGGGGCCGUGCCCGGUGUUCAAGGAGACGUUCCGCUUCAGCCAUGUCGAGACGGAGAUGAUCGGCAACUACGCCGUGCGUUUCCGCCUGUACAGCAUCCGCCGCAUGAAGAAGGAGAAGGUGCUGGGCGAGAAGGUGUUCUACCUCACCAAACUCAACCUGCAGGGCAAGAUGUCCGUGCCUGUCAUACUGGAUCCCUGCCCCACUAUACCAGGCAGCGAGUCCCAGGUCAGCAUCUCCGAGAUGUCCAGCGAGAGUGCAUCCUCAUUCCAGUCGGCGGGCCAGGGCUCCUCGCCAGAGAUCCUGGUGGGUCUCGUUUACAAUGCCACCACUGGCCGUCUCUCCGUGGAGAUCAUCAAAGGCAGCCACUUCAAGAAUCUGGCUGCCAACAAGCCACCCAACACGUUCGUCAAAUUGACCCUGCUGAACUCCAUGGGUCAGGAGAUGUCCAAGUGCAAGACGUCCAUCUGCCGUGGGCAGCCCAACCCCACCUACAAGGAGACGUUUGUCUUCCAGGUGGCCCUCUUCCAGCUCUCGGACGUCACGCUCAUCCUGUCCGUGUACAACAAGCGCAGCAUCAAGCGCAAGGAGAUGAUCGGCUGGAUCUCUUUGGGACUCAACAGCUCCGGCGAGGAGGAGCUCACGCACUGGACACAGAUGAAGGAGUCCAAAGGGCAGCAGGUCUGUCACUGGCACAGUCUGCUGGAGUCGUAGGGGGGGAGAGACGGAGGGGUGGAUGGACGGUUGUAAGUAUGAAGGAUACGAGGGAUGCAGACCAACCCGGCCGAGCCUCAGAGCUGCCCAGGGACACACAGAGCUGUCCCGCCGUGCACUCUGGGAUAUGAGGUCAAGCUCUGGCUUUUAAAAGGGUUCUGAGAGGCAAACUAAGAGUUUGAGUUUCAUUUGUUAAAUGUAUACUUUUGUUGUUGUUGAACUAAAUUUGAACCAAUGUUAUAUGGAUGGCUUACUUCCUGCCAAGGUAUCAGGUUUUUUUUUUGAGAAAAUUUGCUUUUUUUGUCCUAGUACUGUACUGAGUGUGUGCUGAUAUUGCUUGGGCCUGAGAGCUUUGUCACUGGUAUGGCAUUCUUCCGACUGCGCCGUGUUGCAAAAGAUGGCAGCUUGAGCUCCCGAUGAUGACAGCCAUUUCAAGUCCAUGGGAUUAGCAGC